AUGGCAAUGGCAGAAGGAAGCACUGGACACCACAUUGCAUGCAAUUCAAGCGACAUUUUCUGUGAAGUUCAAGAGCUUUAUUGUGGCCAAGCGUAUCGUUUCCAUGUCAAAGCUGCUAAUGAGAUGUGUGAGAGUGCAAUGAAUUCCAGCUCCAUUGUUCACACAGCACCCUGUCUCCCCACCAACGUCACAGCAAGUAUCGAUUGCAAGGUUAAUUCAGCCAUUCUUUCCUGGAGUAAGAGUGAGGGUGCAUUGUUUUAUAUUGCGACAGCGAUAAAUCAGAAUGGAGAAGUUUACUGGUGUAAUACAUCAACUACACAGUGUGAAAUUAAACAACUGCAUUGUGGUCACAGUUACAAUGUAUCUGUGGAGGCGACAAAUGGGAAAUGUAACAGUGAACAAAGUGAUCCUUUUGAAAUCCAGUCAGCACCGUGUGCACCAGAGGAUGUCAAAGCCCAUUUGAAUUGUGGAUCUGGAUCGGCAGUGGUUUCAUGGAGUCAGUAUAGUGGAGCAUUAUUGCACAUGGCAACUGCAGAGAGAGGCAAUGGCCACACAGAGCACUGCUCCAGUACAAAUGGAAACUGCAAAAUAUAUAAUUUAGAGUGUGGACAGAGAUACACUAUCACUGUAACCACAGAAGGCUACUCAUGUGAUAGCAUGCCAAGUCGCAGCAUCAAAUUCUAUUCAGUCCCCUGUGAGCCACAGAAUGUUGAAGUACAACUGGAUUGUAACCUCAAUACAGCUCUGGUGUUGUGGGACUACAGUAGAGGAGCACUGUGGUACACUGCCUUUGCAGAAGGAGCUGAUGGAAACAUUGUAUCAUGUAGAACAUCAGGAACAUCAUGUAGAACACCUCUGUUACUCUGUGGCCAGUUAUAUUCUGUGUAUGUUGUAGCAUCUGACAGCACUUGCAACCAUUCUCUGAGCUCAGUGGUUAACAUUCAGACAGCCCCUUGCAGUCCCCAGAAUGUAAAUGCUUAUUUGGACUGUGCAACACACAUAACGUCGGUAUGGUGGGAUCAGAGUGAGGGGGCAGUGGUCUACACUGCCAUGGCAGAAGGAAUGGAAGGAGACAGAUACUCAUGCAAUACAACAGAAGCAAACUGUGAGGUCACAGGACUUUCAUGUGGCCAGAUGUACAGUGUAACUGUGUUAGCAAUGGACGAGAAUUGCACCAGUUUACCAAGCCCAGCUUUUACAACUGAGACAGCACCUUGUAUCCCACAGAAUGUGGUAGCUCACAUCAACUGCGAGAAUAACACUGUCUCUGUGUUUUGGGAUCCCAGCAAUGGCUCAGAGUCAUACCACGUAACAGCACAAGGGACCAAUGGCCACUGGGCCUCCUGCAAUACAACAGGCACUGAAUGUGAGCUCUCUGAUGUGUACUGUGGACUGUAUUACUACAUAACUGUACAGGCAGUCCGCAUGGGGUGUAACAGCUCACAUAGCUCUGCUGUGGCAGUUAAAACAGUACCGUGUGUCCCCCAGAACGUCAAUGCUUACAUGGACUGUGAUUCUGGAUUUCUGUCAGUCUCCUGGGAGUUCAGUGAAGGUGCAUCAUCAUACAUUGCCACUGCAGAAGGAGGUGACGUGCAGCGAUGCAGCGCCAAUGAUACGCUGUGUGACAUCACUGACCUGUCCUGUGGAGAGACCUAUACUGUCACAGUCCUUGCGCACGAUGACACCUGUGACUCUGCUGAAAGUCCUUCGGUCACAAUGAGAACAGUUUCGUGCAUCCCACAGAACCUCGAUGUCCAUGUAGACUGUGACACAAACGAUGCUUCAGUAUUGUGGAGCCACACUAAAGGUGCAGUCUCUUACUCGGCAACUGCAGAAGGAAGUGAUGGGCACCCAGUUUCCUGCGAGACGGCCAGUACCGAAUGUCAGAUAACCAACCUACACUGUGGACAGGUGUACAAUUUAACUGUGACAGCACUGGAUGGUGUGUGUGACACCUCACAAAGCUCUCAGUUAGAAUUUGAAACUGCCCCUUGUGUAGUCAAAUACAUUUCUACUAACCUGGACUGUGACACUAGGAGUACGUCAGUGACCUGGGCGAAGGCUGAGGGUGCCAUGUGGUACAUUACAACAGCAGAAGGACAAGAUGGACACGUUUCACUGUGUAACACAACAGAGACGAGCUGUGAUUUUAUGGACCUUCACUGCAGUCAGACAUAUUUCAUAACCGUAACGGCAGUGCGUGGUUACUGUCAGAGUAUAAGUACCAUGGUUGAAACCAAAACAGGUGAGAUAUCUGAAGAUUUUUGA
Mobula hypostoma (lesser devil ray) is the source of this 2268-nucleotide messenger RNA. RefSeq names its product fibronectin type III domain-containing protein 7-like. The coding region runs from base 1 to 2268 and encodes 755 amino acids. NCBI's taxonomy places the organism in Eukaryota, Metazoa, Chordata, Chondrichthyes, Myliobatiformes, Myliobatidae. The record is from RefSeq and is a predicted model, not a curated record. The transcript has 9 exons. Gene Ontology annotation, molecular function: protein binding.